Messenger RNA from Solanum verrucosum, 2687 nucleotides. Its product is annotated as phosphatidylinositol 4-phosphate 5-kinase 1-like. The record is from RefSeq and is a predicted model, not a curated record. Gene Ontology annotation, molecular function: ATP binding; 1-phosphatidylinositol-4-phosphate 5-kinase activity. The transcript has 8 exons. Lineage: Eukaryota; Viridiplantae; Streptophyta; Magnoliopsida; Solanales; Solanaceae. The coding region runs from base 24 to 2267 and encodes 747 amino acids. Gene Ontology annotation, biological process: phosphatidylinositol metabolic process.
UGAGCUGAAAAAGGAAGAAGGAAAUGCGUGAAACUGUCAAGAAACCUUGUGUUGCUGCUGCUACUGUUGUUGUUGCUGUUGCUGUUGCUACUACUAUGACGAAGAAAACUAGUCCGGAAGAAGAUGGGGACGUGAUAAUUAUCCCUCCGUUGUGUACAUCAGCUAAUCGGUCAAGAUUACAAGCUGGGUCACGUCGCAUUACGCCGACGAAUGAUGAUAUGGCUGAGCUCCGGCAGCUGCCGAACGGAGAUCUAUAUACUGGGACAUUUUUGGGAAAAGUGCCGCAUGGUAAUGGGAAGUAUUUAUGGUCUGAUGGGUGUAUGUAUGAAGGUGAGUGGAGAAGAGGGAAGGCGAGUGGUAAAGGGAAGUUUUCGUGGCCUUCGGGGGCGACUUAUGAAGGGGAUUUUAAGGAUGGGAGAAUGGAUGGAUAUGGGACGUUUAUCGGAGCUGAUGGGGAUACGUAUCGGGGUUGGUGGGCAGCAGAUCGGAAACAUGGGUUUGGGGAGAAGUUAUAUGCUAAUGGGGAUUUGUAUGUUGGUUCUUGGAAGUGGAAUUUGCAAGAAGGGGAAGGGAGGUAUGUUUGGGGAAAUGGGAAUGAGUAUAUUGGAGAAUGGAGAAAAGGGGUUAUGUUUGGUAAAGGGGUUUUGAUUUGGGCAAAUGGCAAAAGAUAUGAAGGGGAUUGGGAUAAUGGGAUGCCUAAAGGAAAUGGUGUUUUUAGUUGGCCUGAUGGUAGGACUUGUUAUACUAGUGGUUCAUGGGGUGAUAGUAAUUCAUCCAAACAAGAAUUUAGUACUGGUGGUGGUAAUGGUGGUCAGGCUCUAAGGAGAUCUUCUGUGACGAUGAAUGUGCGUGAAAGGAAUGUUAAUUUACCGAGGAUUUGUAUAUGGGAAUCUGAUGGUGAAGCAGGAGAUAUUACUUGUGACAUAGUUGACAAUAGGGAGGCUUCUUCUAUGUUUGUUCCUAGGAAUGAUGAUGAGGAGGAUGAGGAUGAUGAUGAUGAUGAAGAGAGUGAGAGUUCUGAAGGAGAUGAAAGUGGGGAUUUUCGGAAGAGUCCUUGCCACUCUGAAGUUGUGGAAAUGAAGAAGCCGGGGCAACCAAUAACCAAGGGACAUAAGAAUUAUGAUUUGGUGGUUAGUCUUCAGCUAGGUAUUAGGUAUUCUACUCAGAAGCACGCCUCAAUUACCCGAGAACCAAAGAAUGGGGAUUUCGAUCCUAAUGAGAAGUUCUGGACAAGGUUUCCACCUGAGGGUUCCAAACUCACACCACCCCAUCAGGUUGUGGACUUCAAAUGGAAGGACUACUGUCCCGUAGUUUUCAAGAGUCUUAGGGAGUUGUUUGGAAUAGAUCCAGCUGAGUACAUGCUAGCUAUCUGUGGAAGUGAUGCACUUAGGGAACUAUCUUCCGCUGGGAAAAGUGGCAGCAACUUCUAUCUUACUCAAGAUGACCGAUUUAUCAUCAAAACUUUGAAAAAGUCUGAAGUUAAGGUGUUCAUUAGAAUGCUUCAAAGUUAUUAUCGGCAUGUUCGUCAGUACCGAAGCUCCUUGGUGACAAAGUUUUUUGGUGUACAUUGUGUUAAAAUGGUUGGAUGUCAAAAGACACGUUUUGUUGUUAUGGGGAACCUGUUCUACUCUGAACGUGUGAUCCAUAAGCGCUUUGAUUUAAAGGGAUCCUCUUAUGGCCGUACAACUGAUAAGCCAGGAGGAGAGGCCGAUGAGACUACUACUCUUAAAGACCUCGAUCUCAACUUUGUAUUUCAAUUGCGACAAUCUUGGUAUAAAGAGCUUAUAAGACAAAUUGAUAUAGAUUGUCAGUUUCUGGAAGCUGAGAAUAUCAUGGAUUACAGUCUUUUGAUUGGUGUUCAUAUCUGCAAUUAUAGUAACAAUGGCGAGAUGAAUUUGUCACCUUCUGGCAAAGCUGAUGCUCAAGAUUAUUGCUUAUGUGAUGCAGAAAGUCCUGAUAAGGGACAUAUCAUUGACAAAAGGAAUUCUCCUAUAAGUUCAGCUGCAAAUGUGCCUGCAAGGGCGAUGUGUGUGACAAGGAGUGGAAUUGAGUCAACUUCUGAACAGGGUGGCUGUGAGGCUAAUAAUGCUAUCCUUUGCCUGGGCAUCAUUGACAUUCUUCAAGAUUAUGAUAUCAGCAAAAGACUAGAACAUGCAUACAAGUCAUUUCAGGUGGAUCCCACUUCAAUAUCUGCUGUUGAUCCAAAGCUCUACUCUAAAAGAUUUCGAGAUUUUAUAAGUAGAAUCUUUAAAGUAGACGAAGGGUAAGGAUCAUGGAAAGAGCAUGUAGAUAAGCUUAUGGAGACGGGCAAGUGAGAUACAAGAAGAGACUGGAAUUAGUUGAAUCGGUUAACGCCCUUGUUUGCUGAUUAUAUGAUGACUGGUUUUUGUGGAGAUCUUGGCCAUUGGUAAAGUGUGAAUGAAUGGUCUGAUGAAGUUGAUGAUGCCCAAUUUUAUUUUAUCCCCUUUCCCUCCCUUGCUAUAUAUGUCAAGGAUGAUCAAGCUAGGUAAGUUAUGUAUAUCAUUUUUUAUUUUUUUUUCUCUUUUACCUUCCUUUUGGUCACUCUCUAGUUGAGUUGAGUGAACAUGAAGAUUUUGAUCAAAUGUACAGUAAAGGAAAUCUUUUUUGGUAGUAUUUGUAGUUACUGUGUUCCACGACGAAAUUUAAUGCUUAGUUUCCUUGUUUAA